ACACCGCCUCGUUCUAUUGGCUCACCGUCUCGAAACGUGUCAUAAACAGUGAAAUACGGAUGGGGACAGUAAAUCCUGGAUAUUAACUGUUUUCAUUUAAUUUAAAAUGAAGGCAUAAAUCGUUUUUAAGUGUUUUCGUUUCGGAAAGGUGAAGAAACAAUGGAGCAGAACAUUCAAAACCUCCCCAUCGACAUCCAGACGAGCAAGCUGCUGGACUGGCUGGUGGAUCGACGUCACUGUAAUCUGAAAUGGCAAAGUGAAGUAACAGUUAUCAGAGAGAAGAUCAAUGCUGCCAUCCAGGACAUGCCUGAAAACGAGGAGAUCAAGAAGCUACUCUCCGGCUCCUACAUUCACUACUUUCACUGCCUGAGGAUAGUCGAGAUACUGAGGGGAACUGAAGCGUCGUCCAAGAACAUCUUUGGCAGAUAUUCAUCUCAGAGGAUGAAGGACUGGCAAGAGAUUGUGUCUCUUUAUGAGGUUGAUAACAUCUAUCUGGCGGAGACGGCGAGCCUGCUGAGCCGCAAUGUGAGCUAUGAAGGCCCGGCUCUGAGGAAGCAGCUGGCUAAAGCCCAGCAGCUACAGCAGGAGCUGAGCAGGCGGGAGGGGGAGUGUCAGAGCUCGGCCGCGGACCUGAGGGGACGCUACUACGCUGCCUGCAAACAGUACGGCAUCACAGGAGAGAAUGUUCCCAGAGAGCUUCAGGCUCUGGUCAAAGAUUUACCCGCGUUUCUUGACGAAGUCGGGAUGGAUGCAGCAAAGUUAGAAGAGCAAAUCAAACUUUAUACGGCUUUCACAAACUUUGUAUGUGAGUGGUGAGUCUGAACGGUCCUGCCCAUGCUGACGUUUGCCCAGAAGAGAGGAAACGCAACGUUUUAUGAGUGGAGAACGGGGAUACCCACCGUUGUUGAGAGGCCAUUUGUGGAAGAAGCAGCUGCUGAGACAGCCACAGACGAUAUGAUUGACUGGGGCGACUUUGGCAAAGGAGCAGACCCUCAGGUUGUGAGCUCCGGGAUCACAGUUGAGGAUGGAAUCGACUGGGGCAUCAGUCUGGAGCCGAGCUCUGAGGACACUGGUGCUGGAGGCAUCGACUGGGGCGACAGUGAACCUGCUCCCAUAGAAAUUGAAAUUGUGGAUGCAGGGACAGACUGUCCUGAGGGUGUGGCGAGGGGGGAGGACGCUUUAAGUAUACUGGAGAACUCGGAGUCUCGCGGCCAGUUCAUUGACGAGCUAACGGAGCUGGAAGUGUUCCUGACUCAGCGGGUCACUGAGAUGGGCGAGGAGGGAGACGUGGUCGCCAUGAGCCAGUUCCAGCUGGCCCCAUCUGUCAUACAAGGCCAAAGCCGUGAUCACGUCAGGGAGAUGCUGUCUGAGGUGCAGAACCUCCUGGGCCGGCUCACCUCUCUCAGGAUGCAGCACCUGUUCAUGAUCCAGGCAUCGCCACGGUAUGUUGAGCGUGUGUCUGAGGUGCUGAGACAGAAGCUGAAGCAGGCAGACAUUUUGGUACUGAAAGCAGCCACAAUGGUUGAGAAAAGGAAGGAGGCCCUGGAGGAGCAGUCCAGACUAGAGCCUCGUGUUGACCUGAUGGCAGUAUGCACCCGGGAACUCCAGAAACAGAUUGAAGCCGACAUUUCAAAGAAAUACCACAAAAGACCGGUCAACCUAAUGGGAGUAAACAUAUAGUGACCCUAACAGAGUUAAAAGUAUUGAAUCAUGACCAACUACAGGAAAUAAAAACUGGUAUUUAAUUAAAGGUCUGAUGUGUUCUUCGAUGUAUCUGGAUUAAGACUCGUUAGGAAAUGUUGUACAUUUCAGGAAAGUGUGUUGCAGGUGUGUGUAUACUUUAAUUAAAUGAAUUAAAGUGAUCAAAUCAAACUUUAAUUAAAUUAAUUAAAGUGAUCAAAUCUAUUAGUUAAAGUCGAAAAAAGUUCUGUAAAAGUGUUGUAAUUAUCCAUGUAUGAUUGUGUCCAUUGUGUGCUUGUUUUGACUGCAUAAGUAACCUACAUUUUCAUACAAUUAAAUGUUUGUGUAUACAUAAUUCAUGCUGUAUAUAACUACUUUGACAGAAGACAUGCAGAUUACUGUUAUUGCAUGUAAAACUAAAUACGUAUUACAUAUGAAACAAACAAAAAUAUAAAAUACCUAAAACGAAAUUAAAUAAUUUGGUAAAGUAAAAAAAUGAAAUAAAUACCUUUUAAUAUGUACAUUGAGA
Molecule: messenger RNA, 2209 nt
Organism: Labrus bergylta (ballan wrasse)
Lineage: Eukaryota; Metazoa; Chordata; Actinopteri; Labriformes; Labridae
Source: RefSeq, a predicted model, not a curated record